Molecule: messenger RNA, 4309 nt
Organism: Cladocopium goreaui
Lineage: Eukaryota; Dinophyceae; Suessiales; Symbiodiniaceae
Source: the annotation of a GenBank genome assembly
AUGCCUGUGAUCGAAGAAGUCUAUACCAAGCUCAAGGAGAGUGGCUUUGAAGCUCGUCAGGUGACUACUUUGGAGUUCAACAGCUUCUUGGAACGUCAACUGUGGCCAUCCUUUGACACCAAAGCCUCUCCUGCGCAUCUCAUCACCAUUGCGCUGCUGAUCAACGAGAAGGUGCGGGAUGGAAGUGUUUCAGCCUGGGAUUCGAUCGCCCUACGGAAGGAAAAGUUCUCGGGCUAUUUUGAGUGCAUGCUGGAACUGUGGAAUUCGGGGAAGCUGACGCUUCGGGAGAAGUCUCACGUGCUUCAAUUUUUGAUCAACUGCUUCCAAAGCCUGGAACAAGAGUUUGUUCGGGAGUGUUGCCUCAGGCUUACAGGCUUGCAGUCAUGGUUCCACCUCAAUGAUUUGCACAGAGAGAAAUUGCUGUCCAUCAACAAGAAGCUGCCGGCUUUUUGGAAGAAAGUCCAGAAGAAGUAUGUUCCUUUGCUGUCCCAAGCCAAACAUGAGCGAAAUUUCAUGGCAGAGCUGCUGGACGAGUUCUUGGCAUCCCUAGAGGAAUUUGGAGAACGAGAACUCGCAGUGGAGGAGCUGUCUUAUUUGGAACGCUGUCUGGAGCUGAUGAUCGACUUGUUGGAUCAACUGCCAACCCGACGCUUUUUCCGACCUCUACUGGUGGACAAACACAUUGUAGUGCGAUGCAAAGGAUCCAAGGUAGCGCAGCUUCCUGAGGCACGGCUGGUGAAUCAGCUACUGGGGAUUCUCAGAUACUACGAGAACUUCGAGAUAGAUGACACAACUGGAAAGCCUCUGACUCGACGGGAAGUCACCGAUCUCCACUAUGACAGGCUGCAGCUCUUGCAGAGAGUUUGCUUCCAGGAAUUUCCGGAGAAUCCCAGUCUGAAGCAGAUCAUGCUCAUCAACGUUGCAAACCUUGACACAAGGGAAGCACUGCUGGAGCACUUCCAAGCGCUUCCUUUGGAGGUGUUGAAGGUGCUUUGUGCCAAGGUCUGUUACUUGGAUGUCAGUAAGGAUCCUACCCUGGCUGCCAUGGAACAGAAGGUUCGAGAGGCCAUUGAAGCUCAGGAAAAGGCGGAACACGCCGAGGAGCCAAAAGAACCCAAAAAGAAGAAGAGAAAAAAGAAGGUGAAGACUGAAGAAGAGAAGAGGCUGUGUGAGCUCUUGAUUGAGAUCCUGGUGAAUCGCUUGGAACGUCCGGUGAUGCAGCAAGAUGAUGUGAUGAAGAUGCCUCUCUACCCCACAGAGGAGCUGAUUUGGGAUCCAAAUUUGGUUCCAGAAGAGCACUACUCAGGUGAUUAUUCUCUGGCCUUGCCCAAGUUGAACCUCCAGUUCCUGACCAUCCACGACUACCUGCUGCGGAAUUUCAACCUCUUCCGCUUGGAAUCGACCCAUGAGAUCCGAGACGAUCUCCAAGAUCAGAUUCCAAGGAUGAGAGCAUCAGUCCAAGACGAAGGAACAUACUUCUCUGGUUCGGCACGGAUGGCAGUACCAUUGGCUGGUCUGGAAGUGAUGAAUGUGAAAAGACCCAAAGUGGGAGACGAAGUGCCAUCAGAGGUGCGUGCAGAAGUACGUUGGUCCUUGACAGGUAUGUUGCCGCAGAUUCGUGAAGAGUGGGACACCCUGCGGGAGCAUGACGUGAUUUUCCUCAUCAGGAUCAAAGCUCCAGAGCAGCCCUAUGACGGAAAGGUUUCGGAGCUCACAGUGGCAGAGUUUCCGGAGAAGUUUGGUGUCAUGUACGUCCGGGGAGCAGAGAUCACCGAGUUGCUGGAUGAUGAAGGCAAUGUCAUCAGCGACCCAAACCCUGCAGAGCGUAAGACGCCGGUGGGAGACGGCCGAGUUGCGCGCGUCUUGCUGGAUCCGGCACAGUACCAUCAGGACCUGGAGGGCAUGGCCAGUGGCAAACAGGAGAUCUACAGCACUCUGAACCUGGUGAUGCGGAGAAAGCCGAAGGAGAACAACUUCAAAGCGAUUCUCCACACUAUCAGGAGCUUGAUGAACAAUGAGGAUACCGUGGUUCCUGAUUGGCUGCACGACUUGUUCUUGGGCUAUGGAGAUCCGGGCGCUGCGCAAUACUGGAAGCUGCCCACUACACUGACCGAAAUUGAUUUCAGAGACACCUUUCUUGAUGAUGACCACAUUCUGGAAUCAUUUCCAGAUGCAGACGAUAUCGAUGUGCCAGAAAAUUUGCAGCGGCCCUUCCGACUGAGCUUUGAGAAAGUCAAGGAGGCACCCGGAAAGCGGCCAAUUGAAAGAGUGAAAGCCUCUGCCUACACUCUCCCAAACAUGGGACCGUAUCCAGAGUGCAAGCCACGGGAGAAUGCGAUCCGUUUCACUCCGGUGCAGGUUGAGGCGAUCCGCUCGGGCGUGAACCCCGGGCUGACGAUGGUGGUGGGGCCACCCGGCACGGGGAAGACGGAUACCGCCGUGCAGGUGGUGAAUUUGCUCUUUCACAAUUUCCCGGAUCAGAAGAUUGUCUUGGUGGCCCACUCCAACCAAGCACUCAACGAUCUCUUUGAGAAGAUUGUGGCCCUGGAUAUUCCGGAAAGAUAUCUUCUCAGAUUGGGUCGUGGAAUCGAGGAGCUCGAUGCAAAGCAGGACUUCAGCAAGUGGGGACGUGUCAAUCACAUGUUGAAGCGACGUAUCGAACUUCUUGGGAAAGUCGAACGUUUAGCUGACACCUUCGACCUCUCUGGUCAGGACGUGGCCUACACCUGUGAAAACGCACAGCACUUCUUCCUGCAUCACGUGCAGUACCGUUGGGAAGACUUCCACCGAAAGCUGAAAAUUGCUGGGAAAGAUGGUGCCAACAUCCACAAGGUCAUGCCGAAAUCAAGUGGCCCUGCUGCGAAAAAGCGGCGAGUAGAUGGAGAGGGUGGUGAGGAAGAGGCCGUGUCGAGGCCCAAGGAAGUGGAUGAAAAUAGCGAAGAAGUGAAGACACUCAGAGAGCAGCUGCUGAAGGGUCAGCGGACGGUGGUGUCCGUGCUCUUCCCCUUCGCGGCGUUCUUCGCGGAUGCGCCGCAGCCGCUGUUCCCAGCCGAGUCCUACGAGUCGGACAUGGAGAUCGCGGAAGGAUGUUUCAGGUACUUCGAAAACAUGUUCAGUGAAAUCGAAGAGUGCCGCGCCUUUGAGCUGCUGCGAAACAGCCAUGAUCGAGGAGAUUACCUCAUCACAACUCAUGCGCGAAUCAUUGCAAUGACCUGCACACACGCAGCUUUGACGAGAUCAACCUUAGUGAAUCUGGCCUUCAAAUACGACAACCUGUUGAUGGAAGAAUCUGCCCAGAUUCUGGAAGUCGAAACCUUCAUCCCGAUGCUUCUGCAGAAUGCGGAGAACGGAGUGAGCAGGUUGAAGAGGGUGAUGCUCAUUGGAGACCAUCAUCAGUUACCACCUGUGGUCAAGAACCGGGCAUUCCAGAAAUAUGGACAUUUGGAUCAGUCCUUGUAUGCUCGCUUUGUCCGACUCAAGACCCCUACGGUGGACCUGAACUUGCAAGGCCGUGCGAGGCCGAGCAUUGCGGAGUUGUACAGCUGGCGCUAUCGCGAUCUCGGCAAUUUGCCCAACGUCCUCACAGAUGAGAGGUAUCGAUAUGCCAAUCCGGGACUCACAUAUCCGUACCAAUUUAUAAAUGUGGAGGAUUUCGAAGGGCGUGGCGAGUCACAACCCACGCCAUACUUCUACCAAAACCUGGGUGAAGCUGAGUAUUGCGUGGCACUCUUCAUGUACAUGCGACUGAUGGGCAUCCCAGCUGAGAAGAUUUCCAUCCUGUCAACCUACAACGGGCAGAAGGCUCUGCUGCGAGAUGUUGUGAGGACGAGAUGUUCAUGGAAUCCUCUCUUCGGGGAGCCUGCAAAGGUAACCACUGUGGACAAGUAUCAGGGGCAGCAGAACGACUUCAUCAUCGUGUCGCUGGUCCGAACCGCACACGUGGGCCAUCUUCGUGAUGUGAGACGCUUGGUGGUGACCAUGAGCCGAGCGCGAUAUGGCCUCUACGUCUUCGGCAGAUUCUCGUUGUUCGAAAAUUGCUUCGAACUGACGCCGGUCUUCAGCCGCUUUGACAAGCUGCCGAAAGAUUUGAGCCUCGAGCUGCAGGAACAAGCUGGUGCCAAGCGACCCCUGGACGCCGAACCAAAUCCCACCGUGGUGAAAGACUUACCGCAAAUGUGGUCGUUGCUGCAAGAGAAGAUGAAAGCCCAAUUCCAGGACCUGUCCGCCCAGGCUUUCUCCGGCUAGCAUGAGCCGAAGUGCUGGGAACAGACUGCUGAAUUGAGCAUCCGUAGCGGUGACCAGCGCAUGG